This is a messenger RNA of Daphnia pulicaria, 4317 nucleotides long. RefSeq lists its product as uncharacterized. Gene Ontology annotation, biological process: DNA integration. Bases 1 to 4317 code for a protein of 1438 amino acids. The transcript is spliced from 9 exons. Gene Ontology annotation, molecular function: nucleic acid binding. Lineage: Eukaryota; Metazoa; Arthropoda; Branchiopoda; Diplostraca; Daphniidae. The record is from RefSeq and is a predicted model, not a curated record.
AUGAGGUAUGAAGACACUUUUGAAAUUGGGUUUGAAUCACAAAUCUUGGCGAUCGUUCCAGUCCUGUUGGUCGGUGAUCAGGUCGUGCGAGUCACCCUUUUCAAGUCUGCAGACGUAACGGCGAUUUUGGACAAACAUGGCGGUCCUCAGCAACAUGUCCUUGAAAGCCGGACGGUUCAAGUUCUCAUCAAAGACCCCAACGUGGACGAGAAAUUUGAGCGGAUUUUGGACUACCCACCCAACGCCAAUAUGGAAGUCCUCAAAGUUGGACUACGGGAAUUUGGUUCUGUGCUGGACCUGCGGGAAGAUCGUUACGCAAGGGCCAUAGCUGGCAUGAUUCCCUGCCUCACUGGCGAAAUUACGGUUCGGAUGCCCUUGAGUGCCACCAUUCCCUCUUACCUUCAAGUUGGGGACUACAAAGUUUAUAAGCGUUACUCCAAACAGCCAAUAACGUGCGGGGAAUGUAACCUGACUGGUCAUAUGGCAACGGCCUGCCCGCAGAAAUUGAUUAAGAUCCCGCCGGCAGCGUCCAAACCUAGCUCCAGGAAGGGUCCUAUGGCCCCCAAGGUGGUCACAAAAACUCUGGCGAGAGAAAUUGUGCCGUGGUACCUGAUCGCCAUUCACACUGAUCCUGACGAAGAUGUCGAUGAAGAAAAACAGGUGGGCAUGCUGAUCACUCUUCUCGGUAGUGAGGGCCUCAAAAUUUACGACACGUUCAUAUUCUCUCGAGCACUAGACGACGAUGCCAAGAAGAUACAGCCGGUGUUAGACAAAUUUCAAGCACACUUUGAGCCCAGACGUAGUGAGGUAUUUGAACGUUUCAAGUUUCUAAGACGCCAUCAGCUUCCAGGAGAAACUUUGGACACGUGGUUAAUUCAACUAAAAAGCCUGAUACAGUCGUGUGGUUAUCCAGCUGAUGCCAUUGAGUCGGUGUUACGUGAUCAACUCAUGCUAGGAAUCAACUCACGAUCAUCAAUACUCCGUCUGCAACUGAGUCAACACACGCGGAUCGAAGCUUCGACCGGAGGCCCUCCAGUAUGCCAGAUUAUUGCCCGUCUACAAGGCGGCAGCAGCCCACAUCGACAAAUCAAACCUUGCCGUCAACUCAACCUCAUCCAGACAAUCAGCAAGGGAGAUGCAAGGCCACCGCAGCAGCCAGCACGUCAAACGCCGCCAGCAACAACAGGCAGGGUGCAUGCGUUGGAAGAAGAGUAUCAGUGGAUUGGCAACGUUGAACAAGGAGGUACCGCAAUGUCUCUUCCGAGGUCUGUUGAUGAUGAUUAUUUUGUGAAUCACAUGUUGCGUUCGUCCAGUGGUGGGACCGAGUGGCACCAACAGCUGUCGCUAGAUGGCGUCGACGUAAACUUCAAACUUGACUCUGGCGCCACCUGCAAUUUUUUUCCUCAUGAAUUCUUUCUCGGUAUGCCCCGUCAACAUCUUCGUCCAGGGCCUAUUGUUCGAAACUAUGGCCCACAAAACGGUCUGUUAAAAGUUCUAGGCCGACACACCGCUCAAAUAGUUCAUCGUGGUACUAAAGUGGUGGUUGACUUUGUGGUUGUUGACGAGCCUGGGCAGCCACCUAACCAAGGCCUGCCAUCUUGUGAAAAACUUAAUCGCAUUCGCCGAGUUGAUGCCCUUCAGUCGAUUCCCGUCACCCAACCUCAUCCAAUAGUGGUGAAUUAUAUGUGCGGCCAGCCGCCUGCCUUUUUGCCUCGAAGAUCGUGUGAACUUGAUGAAAUGAAGGAUGCGGGCAUCACACCUGUUCACGAACCCAUUGAGUGGGCCAGCCGGAUUAUGGUGGUGGGAAAGCCGGAUGGUGACGUGCGUAUUUGUCUGGACCCGUCGGAAUUGAACAAAGCAGUCCAGCGACAACACUUCUCAGUACCUACCAUCGAACAACUCUUUGCAAAAAUCGGUAAGGCCCGAUACUCCUGCAGCCUUCAUGCCGCCUCAGGCUUUUACCAAAUACCAUUGUCUACUGCAGCGUCCUACCUCUGUACGAUGGCGACACCUAGGGGCCGGUACCGGUACCUUCGCCUGCCGUUUGGACUGAAGUCAGCCCCGGAAGUCUACCUUCAAACCAUGUUUGAUCUAUUUGGAGAUCUGCCAGGUGUUCUCAUUUACUUUGAUGACUUCCUCAUCACCGGAGAAACACAGGAGAAGCUGCACGCAAAUCUCGAAAAAGUAUUCCUAUGUUGCCGUCUUCACAACUUCAAACUUCAGUUAAAGAAAUGUCGGUUCUUCCUCCAGGAACUUCCGUGGCUUGGUCACGUCAUAGGACAGGGGACUCUCACACUGGAUCCCAACAAAGUCAGCGCAAUGCUAGAAAUGCCAGAUCCCGACACUCCUGCUGACCUUGUACUUGAACUCACCAGACCACUUCGUGACCUACUAAAAGCCGACGCCGCGUGGAUCUGGGAGGAGCCUCAAAAGUUGGCAUUCGCCACACUGAAAAAUGCCCUAGCGUCUAUACCUGUCUUACGUCUCUUUGAUCAUUCUCAGGAUGUUGUCGUUUCGGUGGAUGCGUCCCCCAUUGGCAUUAGAGCCGUGUUGCUGCAGAACGGAGCUCUUGCGAUUCAAUUUGGUCUACUGCAAUUUAAACAGUACGUGUACGGCCAGACAGUGGUGGCUGAAACGGACCACAAGCCGCUGGUUGGCCUCUUGGAAAAACUAAUCGCAUCUUUUUCGCCCAGAAUCCAGCGGAUGCGUCUCCAGUUGCAACAGUUCGACUUCAAGUUGGUUUACAAGCCGGGCAAGGAUCUCUUCAUUGCUGACACACUCAGUAGGGGGCCGUCACCCAACUUAUUUAAUGAUAACGUCACUCAGGGGUGUGAAGAGCAAGUUCAUGCAGUGCUCGACCUAGUCAUCCCGAAAGCAUCCACUAGAGAAAAAUUUGCAGCUGCAAAGAUUGCGGAUCCUACGCUUUGUCUCGUCAAAGAGAUCCUGUCAAAAGACGGACUACUUCUGUAUGGCAAUCGACUAGUAGUUCCAGUAUCUCUCCGUCCCGAAGUCAUGGAGGGGACUCACGAUGGACACUUUGGUGAACUGAAAUGCAUUCUGAGAGCCAAAUCAGCUGUGUAUUGGCCAGGAUGCGAUGACCAAAUCCGAAACAUGGUUGCUGGCUGCAUCACAUGCCAAACACAUCGCCAUCGAAAUCCUUCACCGCCGCUUCGUCCUGUGCCGCUGCCUUCACACGCAUUCCAAUAUGUGUCGGGAGACAUAUUCACCUUUGAAAGUGUCAACUAUCUGCUCGUUGUUGACGCAUACAGCAAGUGGCCGUCUUGUGUGCCUCUCCGUUCGCUGACAUCCUCCUCCAUCAUCGCGGAGGUUGCGCGUGUGUUCUCUGAUUUCGGCACCCCGGAAGUGUUCAUGUCAGAUAACGGUUCUCAAUUUGACUGUGCAGAGUUUCGUGCUUUCUGUGAUCGGCGCAACAUCCGUGCGGUGUCAUCCAGCCCCACUUACGUUCAAUCCAAUGGGCUCGUCGAGCUUCAUAUCCAGACUGUAAAGCGUACCAUCCUCAAAAUGUUUGCAUCCGGCAAAACGCUUUGGGAAGCUUUAGCAACCAUUCGGUCCACUCCAGUAUCAAAUAGUCUUCCGUCGCCGUCAGUCCUCUUGCAAGGUCGUCAUCUGCGUGGAAAUCUUGCGUUUUUACCCGAUCAACUUACUCCGCAGCAUGUCCCAGCGUCUUGCGUUCAAGCUCAGCUACAACGUAGACAGGAAAUGGCCUGCUUUCAACACGGAGGCCGCCUUGAUGUCCGGGGAUCAGCACUCAGAGUCGGACAGAGCGUCAGAGUACUCAUCAGUGGUUUGUGGAUACCUGGAACCAUCGAAUCCGUCUGUACAGUGCCGGGCUCUUAUGUUGUUCGUUUGGCUGAUGGUCGUGUAUUUCGUCGCACACGCCGUGAUAUAAAUAUCGAAAAUUCGUCCAGCACAUCAAGCACAGCCCGUGCAGUGGUUGCCGUUCCCAUCAAUUCGUUCAGCGCAUCAAGCACAGCCCGUGCAGUGGCUGCCGGUCCCAUCCAUUCGUCCAGCGCAUCAAGCAAAGCCCGUGCAGUGGCUGCCGGUCCCAUCCUUUCAAAAUUAGUGUGGCAUCCGCCCCUCACUCAACCGAUCCGCCCGGAGGUUCCUCUCAUCAUUCCGUCAACAUCACAAGCGACAGAACCAACCCUUCCAAAUCCUACAACAGGGCCGAAUCAUCGUGGUCAGCCGUCCAAAACUACACCACCUACGCUUUCCCAGCAGCAGGUGAUUCCUCCGGAAGCAGUGGUUAUUCGGCAAGGAUCUACUCGUUCCGGUCGCCCAUACUUGAAGUCAUAA